Cucumis melo (muskmelon) is the source of this 1014-nucleotide messenger RNA. RefSeq lists its product as uncharacterized. NCBI's taxonomy places the organism in Eukaryota, Viridiplantae, Streptophyta, Magnoliopsida, Cucurbitales, Cucurbitaceae. The record is from RefSeq and is a predicted model, not a curated record. The transcript has 7 exons. Bases 296 to 931 code for a protein of 211 amino acids.
CAUAUUGAAGCAUAGUAUAUGACUUGUAGUAAUGUCUUUAUUUUUAGAAUUUGGGUCAUUCGACAUUAGAUUAACAAAAAUUGAUGUUUGAUACAAUAAUCUCAACAAGUCACCACCCUUACCUUAGUAUGUGACUUUGUUCGUGUUGGUGGCUCAAGGCGUCUCCUCCAAUCUUACUUCAAUAUUGGCGUUCUUCAUCGAAACCAAAUCUGAGGAGCCAGACCACGGCACGGUGUAGCAGUGUUGAAGAAGAUGGCGAUCAAGAAGUUAGCAAGAAUUUUGAUGAAAUCUCGGGAUGAUGAAGUGUCUCUUCCCACUCGGGAUGAUCCAUCCUUUGAUGAUUAUCGUCCCAUCGACACCCAAGUUCAAGAGGAGAUGGUUCGUUCGUUUGAAAGGGCAAAUGAUCAACAGAGUCUUCUAUGGAGGACUGUGUUUGCGGUAUUUCUUUUUUGCUAUGCGGGUUUUCUUCUAUACUCGAUUCUUCAGCAGAUUUCUUCUCCAUGGGAAUUGUCAUGGACUCGGUACUUGUAAAGGAUGCAUUGAGUUGAUGCUCUUGGCAACUUUUCAUAGCUUUUUUCCCCUUCUGCAGCGUUAUCAUGCUUACUUCAUGGAGGAUGUUGAUUCAUGGAUGAUUAUAGCUGCAGAUUGGGUUGCUAUUUUAGCUUGUACAUUUUCAAUCGUUGGGAUUGUGAGCAAGUCUAGUCACCACCGGCGAUGGCUUUGGUGCUCAUUCUUUAUUGGCAUCCUACUCUCAGUUUUCUGGUUUUAUUUCAUGAUGAGUUUGCCUAGGUUUCGAUGGGAUGUUAUCUGGCUUCCUUUUGGUCCUCUCAGUGGGGCUGGGAUCUGUUUGUAUGUAGAUCAUUUGCUAACCGAAUCGUCUGAGGAAAUACGAAAGCUUAGAGGCUAUAUGUAUUCUUAUAAAGCUAACUGAACACUGAAUGAACCUAUUGUAAAUUUGUAUUUUAUCUUUUGGUCUUACUACUUAGUGUAACGUUAGAAGUCCCAUGAUUAGCA